AUGGUACACGCUAUAUCAGUACAUAGCCAGUACUAUGCAUCUCCAUACGUUGUUCAGUCUCCAUCGUACGGCUGCGGAUGCUGCUCGCCGCCUAUGACUCUUCAGGCUCCACCGUCACCACCAAUUUAUGUGACGCUUCCCGCACCCGCCCCGCUCACUGUAACACCGCCCCCACUCCCUCCAAUGUUAAUUGAACUGCCUCUGCCUCCGCUGAUGACCUUGACGCCUCCACCAGCUCCACCACUAUGCAUAACUCCACCCGCAUCACCCCCCAUCACUAUAACACCGCCAGCAUCACCACCUAUUACCGUCAAUCCUCCACCACUACCACCAAUGUGUGUAACCCCACCCCAGCAGCCACCAGUCUUUGUAAGCCCACCAGUUCCACCUCCAAUAUUUCUGGAACUACCUCUCCCGCCACCGAUUGUAAUUGAACUUCCAGCGCCUCCGCCGAUUGUGGUUCAACCUCCGCCGUUACCUCCUGUGAUGGUUCAGCCUCCUCCAUUACCACCGAUGCCGGUGCAACCUCCUCCACCGCCACCAAUGAUGAUCACACCUCCCAGUCCACCACCACUUUGUAUCCAGCCUCCUCCGCCUUGUCCUAUAACUGUACAGCCACCGCCUCCUGAGCCGAUGUAUCUGCAGCCACCAGCUCCGUGUCCGAUAAGUGUACAACCUCCACCACUGCCACCUCUUUGUGUACAACCGCCGCCGCCGAUGCCUAUGCUUAUACAGCCUCCGCCACCAGAGCCAUUCUGUCUGCAACCACCACCACCAGCCCCUAUUUGCUUCCAGCCAUCGCAGCCAUGUUCUUGUGGUUUACCUUCGGCGCAACCAACACCAAUAUACCUAUAA
This is a messenger RNA of Leptosia nina, 855 nucleotides long. Lineage: Eukaryota; Metazoa; Arthropoda; Insecta; Lepidoptera; Pieridae. The record is from the annotation of a GenBank genome assembly.